Molecule: messenger RNA, 533 nt
Organism: Myripristis murdjan (pinecone soldierfish)
Lineage: Eukaryota; Metazoa; Chordata; Actinopteri; Holocentriformes; Holocentridae
Product: 40S ribosomal protein S17-like
Exons: 5
Coding region: 90-494 (134 amino acids)
Biological process (GO): translation
Cellular component (GO): ribosome
Molecular function (GO): structural constituent of ribosome
Source: RefSeq, a predicted model, not a curated record
GCGCUGUUGCCCGGGCCUCCCGCGUUGCCUGCCGACUAUAAACUUCCGGUGGCAACAUCCGGUGCCCUCUUCCAGCGGUCCGAGCCAACAUGGGUCGAGUCAGGACCAAGACGGUGAAGAAGGCCGCCCGGGUCAUCAUCGAGAAGUACUACACCCGGCUGGGGAACGACUUCCACACCAACAAGCGAGUGUGUGAGGAGAUCGCCAUCAUCCCCAGCAAGCCGCUGCGCAACAAGAUCGCCGGGUAUGUGACCCACCUGAUGAAGCGUAUCCAGCGGGGUCCCGUUCGAGGCAUCUCCAUCAAGCUGCAGGAGGAGGAGAGGGAGCGGAGGGACAACUACGUGCCCGAGGUCUCUGCUCUGGACCAGGAGCUCAUCGAGGUCGACCCCGACACCAAGGAGAUGCUCAAGAUGCUGGACUUCGGCGGCCUCACCAACCUUCAAGUCACUCAGCCGACGAUCGGGAUGAACUUCAAAACGCCGCGAGGACUCUGAGCUCUGCCCGACGUCCUGUCAAUAAACAGAGGAAACUGA